GCGUCACAAUAUGCGUUAAACAUAUUUAAGGAAUAGUUUUAUUGGUGACGCUUAUGAUAAAAAUAUGCCUUGAUUUGAUUAAUCCAUAUCAGUUUUCAAAACAAUGGUAGCAAUUAGUUCAUUUCUGAUUUCACCGAGCAGUUUUGCUCCGUACAGCUACUUAUGUAACCACACUGUGAAUUUACAUGAACGUUAUUCAGUACUCGCGAAAAACCUUGGUAUUCAAGACAAUACAGAAACGUGUAACUUUGGUCAGAUAAACAUUCAUAUAUGUGAGCCAAGACUUUGUAAAAACAGUCUAGAUAUAAAAGAUAUCAUUUCAAGAAAAGGAAUCAAGUCUUUAGACUUAAAAGGACAAAAAAUCAAUUACAAGACAUUUGGAACAUUUCUAGAAAGCAACGAAACUUUAAAAUCAACAAAUGUGUCUCUAGUUGUUGUAAAUGGAUGUUUGGAGCUGUUGGAUGAAAUAACUGCCCUUGCUGAAAAGAAUAACGAUAUUUAUUUUAUAAAAGUCGAGGACAAACUCGGUCAAACACCAGCCAAAUCAAAACGUCAAGCAGAAUGCGGAAAACAUAGAAACAUAAAAUUCACAUCCAUAGAGAAUGUAAAUAAUGAUAUUGGUGAUUUGUUAGAACGCAUAGUCCUUAAAACAAUAAAACAAAAAUGUGAUAAUGUCAACGCAUGGCUGAAUGAAAAAAAACAUUCAGACGGAAAAACACGGGUAGAAGGAAGAACCAGAAAAAGAAAGUCAUUUAUGGAGGCAUGCACUAAAAUAAAAAUGAUGUACAAUCCUGAAUGGACUGGUAGUGAUAAAGAGAACGAUGAUCCUAAUCAAGACCCUCAAGUUUUCACAAGGAUUCAAGACAAAAUGUCUAUGAAUCACAAAGACAUGAAUGGUAAAAGCAAAGUUUGUCCACAGACAGGCAUGGAGGACCAUGUCAGAGAAAAAGUUCCAGGCAGUCCCAGUGUAUCAUGGACUUUUUCAGAUAGACUGCAAUGUGUUGAUCGUGAUACUAUUGAAAGUUUGUUGGCGGAAAUGGUUGCACUAUAUAGUAAUAGUAAUGUGCCCAUUUACGAUAGACCUCGCAUCACCCAAUAUGAAGAAAGAGAAAUUAGCGAGAAGCUCAGAAAACAGCUAUUUGAUUUAUCUCCAUCUGUAAAAGGAGUUGGCUACCGUUUUACCUGCUUCGUCGUAUACGUUGAAAGAAUUAAAACUUCGAGAGAAAGUGAAUGUCUUCAGCAGAAAAUACUAUCUGUGCUGAAGGAAAAUCAGAUUGAUGACUUUCAAAUAAAAAGUGUUUCAAAACAGAGGUAUUAUGUCAGAGUUGGAUCAACAAUCCGUGCAACUAAAAGACACCAAAGUCACAAAAAGCCAUGUGAAGCUACUCUUGGAUGCUUUGCGAAUAUUAAAGACGGAAAAGAUCCCAAAACGUGUGCCUUAAUUUCUAACCAUGUUGCAAAAUUUUGCGAUUCAUUUCGUAUCUCCUCUAGUUCUACUACAGAUAUAUUAUGUACAAGAAUAGAGAGUAGUGUCACAGAAACGGGUUUGGACAUUGCAGCUGUUAAGCUUGUUCUGAAAGACCAAGAUAAAAAAAUCUGCGCCAAAUUUAGAACUGAAAUUAUUGAAGACGAAUCUGCACUGGACAGUGCGAUAGGAGAUAUUGAUAAUGAACUUUUACAAGGUAAACUUCAUCACUACUCUGAUCAUCUCAAUCGUCAAAGUAAUAUAUUAUGUAAUGGACUGAAAGUUUACAUUUGGGGAGGAGUAUCAAAACCGGGAAAAGGGGUUAUAACCAUGCGGUCUUUUAAAAAAGGCGACAUGAAAGCAUUGAUCCAGGUUGAAGAUAGAGUGCCUAGUAAGGAAGGAGUAAUUCCAGAAAGGUUCUGUUAUCCUGGAGAUAGCGGGGCGAUAGUUUGUGCCGAGGACAGUCGCGGAAAUUUUAUCCAUAUUCUAGCUAUGGUAAUUGGAAUAACAAACGAGGAGGAAAUUCAGAGGAAUCCACAGAUAAGAGGGAAAUAUUUAGCAGUUCCCUUGUCUAGCGGUCUUGAAGAACUUAAAGACAGGACGGGAUUCACUUUUCAGAUAUGUGAAUGUAUAGACAGUUGAACUAUGAUUUCUGUUGUAAAGUGGCCAAUGAUUUGUAAGGAAUAAGUUUGUAUCUGAUUCGGAAUCUGGCAAGAAGCAUAGUAUAAGUUAGUUUCAUGCCGUAGGAUAACCGAAAUACACUAGAUCGAAACUACUUCAUUACCUCCUGAUUUAAGCAAAAGUUUCAAUUCAAACUUUUUCAUGAAUGAACGUUAUAUGAAACUGAUAUUUGACAAAGUAUCAUUAUGAAGCAAUGCCAAUUCCUACUAACGUGUCUUUCAGAAGACAUAACUACCGAAAUAAAGACAUCAGAUUUGUUGAAAUAGGCAUUUCCGUCACAUACGCUGAUCAGAUAACGAUUAUCAUCAAAUUUGCUUCAAUAUUUCUCUUCAAUGCCUAUUUAAACUUUUUUACUGUCAAAAUAGCAUAUACUCUUGCUUAUUGUCUUCAUGUGUAAAUAAAGUUCUUCUAAAUGCCGGUUUAUUUUUAUAUAGUCUCAAAACGAGGCCUAAAUAAGUAAAUAUUUGAUUACACCAUCAUAUUUAUAUGUUGUUUGUGUUAACUUGCAUUAUAUGAUUCCAAAUCCACCCUUUGAAAAAUAGUAUGAUACGUUUCAUUGUACAAUAACUGCAAGGUAUAAAAGAUAAAUAUUUACAAUUAUGGUUGACAAAUUAUGACAUUAGUUCAAAAAUGAUAACCCACAGAAAUAUGUAAGCAAACUAUUGGUUAUGAACCGUAUCUUAGUACUUUCAUUCUUUGAAAGUUUCAAAUAGCUUAGUAAUACAUGUUUUAGAUUACCUUCUCAUAUUUAUGAAAUUAAAAAAAGUCGUUCCAGAAACAUUGA
This is a messenger RNA of Mercenaria mercenaria, 2930 nucleotides long. RefSeq lists its product as uncharacterized. The record is from RefSeq and is a predicted model, not a curated record. Lineage: Eukaryota; Metazoa; Mollusca; Bivalvia; Venerida; Veneridae. The transcript is spliced from 3 exons. The coding region runs from base 104 to 2107 and encodes 667 amino acids.